Molecule: messenger RNA, 1886 nt
Organism: Carlito syrichta (Philippine tarsier)
Lineage: Eukaryota; Metazoa; Chordata; Mammalia; Primates; Tarsiidae
Gene: TCFL5
Product: transcription factor like 5
Exons: 12
Coding region: 1-1257 (418 amino acids)
Biological process (GO): spermatogenesis; regulation of DNA-templated transcription
Cellular component (GO): nucleus
Molecular function (GO): RNA polymerase II cis-regulatory region sequence-specific DNA binding; protein dimerization activity; DNA-binding transcription factor activity, RNA polymerase II-specific
Source: RefSeq, a predicted model, not a curated record
AUGGCGCUGAUGGCCAGUCCUCGGGCUGUCGGCAGGAGCCUGCAGCUGCCACCACACCCCACAUGUGGUUCAGUCUCCUGGUUCCUGACCCAGGCCCUUCAACUGUCCCACUUGCAGGCAGACAUGUUCGGGAUGAGGUGGGGUCGCUCAGACAUAGCACCUGCUGCAGGGUGUCAGCAGCGGCAGCUGUUGGGGUUGGCACUAAAGCACAUGGCGCGCCUGCAGCAUUGCUGUACUCCGACAGGUGACACGGGUGAUCCAGAAGGUCUGCAGCUCUAUGAAACUGUUUUGGAGGCGUGUUCGUUCCUGCGGCGGUCGCGACUGACGACCGCGGACUGCACCUUCGGUGUGGGCGUGGCCAGGAACGGGGCCCCCGAGCCAGCCGUGGCGCUCAACAAUUUGGUAACUCUUAUUCGACAUCCAUCUGAAUUAAUGAAUGUUCCUCUUCAUCAGCAACAAAACAAAUGUACAACGCUAGUGAAAAAUAAAACCGCUGCUGCAGCUACUGCUUUGCAAUUCACAUACCCGCUCUUUACUGCAAAUGCUUGCUCCACUAGUGGAAACUCCAAUCUUUCACAAACACAGAGUUCUAGUAACUCAUGUCCUAUACUUGAAGCUGCCAAGCACCAGGAUAUUGGAUUGCCUAGGACAUUUUCUUUCUGUUAUCAGCAAGAGAUUGAGUCCACUAAACAGACUUUAGGUAGAAACAAAGCUCUGCCCGAGCAGGUUUGGAUUAAAGUGGGAGAAGAAGCUCUAUGUAAACAAGCCAUAAAUAAGAGGAAUCGGGGUAGAAUACGUCAGUUGGACACAAAUGUGGAACGAAGAGCCCUCGGAGAGAUUCAGAAUGUGGGCGAAGGCUCUGCCACCACGCAGGGUGCCUGGCCAUCUUCGGAGCCCUCCCAGCCAGCUCUGGGGGAGCAGCCCCAGAGCGGACCGCAGGGAGGAAGGUCUCAGCGUAGGGAGAGGCACAACCGCAUGGAAAGGGAUAGAAGGCGCAGAAUCCGCAUCUGCUGUGAUGAGUUGAACCUCUUAGUCCCAUUCUGCAACGCUGAGACUGACAAGGCCACGACUCUGCAGUGGACCACGGCCUUCCUGAAGUACAUCCAGGAGAGGCACGGGGACGCUCUUAAGAAGGAAUUCGAGAGUGUGUUCUGCGGUAAAACUGGCAGAAGGCUAAAGCUGACCAGACCAGACUCCUUGGUGGCCUGUCCUGCACAGGGGAGUCUUCAGAGCAGCCCAGCAAUGGAGAUCAAGUGAUGGGACUGGGCGGCAUAGGCCAGGAGGGAAUGGCCUCGCUUCGUGAUCGCACAUGUGUUCUGGGACCUGUACCAGCUGUGGCAGCACAGGCCCAAGGACACGACUCCAGCUGCCAGGCCCCAGUAGGGACUCGGAGCAUGCCCUGUAACAGCACUUAUCUAGAGGGGGACACUUGUCCACUAAGGUCUUCUUAGACCACUCGCGAGGAAGACAUCUUGAUAAUUAGUAAGUACUUUUUCAAUUAUCUGUCUGAUUCCAUCAUGUUUUCUUAACAUGAUAACUUUAAAAAUUAACAUCCUUUGUAAUUUGUCUUGAAAGUACAUUGCUUUUCACUUAUUUAUUUACAUUUUAAAUCUGUCCCUUUAGCAAUUGGAAUGCGUUAAAUUGUUUUUGACUAGAAGUAGUUUGGAAAUUUCAUUUCAUUGGUUCUGUCACUCCCCUGUCAGGCGUCCAGCACGUGGUGCUAUAUUGCAAAAGCUGGACAAUUUUAAGCCUUUUUGCUAAAAAUUCUCCAGAGACUUCCUUUAAAGCUACUUUUGUCCACACAUGAAAUGUUGUCUCAGUAGAUUGCUUAAAUGCAUAUUGAGAGUCAUUAUUUAUGUGCAAUAAACUGUGGUGUUUGGAACUGA